This is a messenger RNA of Striga asiatica, 801 nucleotides long. Lineage: Eukaryota; Viridiplantae; Streptophyta; Magnoliopsida; Lamiales; Orobanchaceae. The record is from the annotation of a GenBank genome assembly.
CAAAAUUAAAAUUAAUACCCAAACUAAGAUUUUCUUUAUUUUCCACAUAUAUAUACACACAAUAAUUCUAUUAAUUAAUCGCAACACAUCAUAUUGAAUUGGAAAACGGCGGAGGCAAGUGGCGGCUAUAUGGCGGCGAAUAGAGCGGAGAUCGACACAAGUCCACCUUUCCGGUCGGUCAAAGAGGCUGUGAUGCUGUUCGGCGAGAGAGUUCUGGCCGGCGAGGUCUAUGCCGGCAAACUUAAAGAGAUGCAGGAAAAGACGAGCAAAUUCGAUCACGGGACAAUCUCAUCCGAGCUUGAGGAGACGAAACAAAGCCUUCAAAAGGCUCGUGAGGAGACCACCAAUAUGUCUCGACAUAUCUCCUCAUUACAAAAGGAACUCGAACAAACCAAACGGGAGCUCGAGAAGCUCAAAUCCCGCGCGUUGGAUUUCGAGACGGAGGACCUCAAAUAUGUCGAGAGCGCCAAGCAAAUAACCGAGCAAGUGAAAACCGAGACGCGUGAAAGCAAUAUUAUUGUCGAGUUCCAAAAGAAGAAAUGUGUUUCGUUUUCGAAUCAUCCGCCUGUUGAACACGUGGCAGUUCGGUCGCCAUUGCCAGCUGGCGAGUCGGCCAUGCUCGAGAGGCACCCAUCAAUGAAGAAGAAGAAGAGGAAGCAACUCAUUCCCCUUAUUGGAGGGAUUUUCUCCAAGAAGAGUUUGGCUUGAUGAGUGAGAUUUGUUGUGAUGAUGUUUUUAGAUGGAGGAGUGCUUAGCUUUUGGUUAUGUUCAAAUUUAAUAAUGAUGUUAAUAGAACAAGAU